Molecule: messenger RNA, 5173 nt
Organism: Gadus morhua (Atlantic cod)
Lineage: Eukaryota; Metazoa; Chordata; Actinopteri; Gadiformes; Gadidae
Product: alpha-2-macroglobulin-like protein 1
Exons: 36
Coding region: 115-4485 (1456 amino acids)
Cellular component (GO): extracellular region
Molecular function (GO): endopeptidase inhibitor activity
Source: RefSeq, a predicted model, not a curated record
UUAGUAUAAAUAUAUUUAUACUAUAGUAUAAAUAGCCUGAUUAAAGUCAUACUCUGAGCGGCUGGACCCCCUGUGGCCAGAUUCUGUUUGGUGUGUUCCGCAGAAAGCAGCAUCAUGGCAACUGUCCUACUGUGCGUGCUGGUUUGGACAGCGUUUGCCUGGUCUCCAACCCGCGCCCACCUCAACGAAACCAUCUACGCCGUGACUGUGAGCUCCAGGGUGACCGGAGGGGCAUCUGAGACGCUGUGCGCCCACGUCCUCUCCUCCCCGGAGCCGCUGGCCCUCAGGGUGACUCUGGAGGCGCAGUCCGGGAGCACCGUCAUCCUGGAGGAGACGGUUUCCACGGAUUACUACGGCUGCUCCACCUUUCAGGUUCCCAUUGUGACCAGCAGCACGGUGGCCACGGUCAAUGUGACCAUCCAGGGGGAGAGUGCCGUCAUGAGCAAGGAGACCAAGGUCCUCAUCGCCCCUCCAGCCUUCCUUCAUCUGAUCGUGACGGACAAGCCGCUCUACAAGCCUGGACAGACUGUCCAGUUCCGGAUCGUCUCCAUGGACGCUGGCUUCAUCCCUUUCAAUGAGCUGUAUAAAACAGUUGAGCUUCAGGACCCCAACAGAAACCGCAUCGCGCAGUGGCUGGAUAGGGCCGCCGUCAGUGGCAUCCUGGACCUCUCUCACCCCAUGAGUCCAGAGGCCGCCCAGGGACCCUACACCAUCACCGCCUGGACGGAGAAAGGAGAGAGCACCUCUCGCUCCUUUGACAUCAAGGAAUACGUUUUGCCAAAAUAUGCCGUCAACAUUAGACUACCUAAUGUCAUAAAUAUUUUACAACAAGAAGUCCCCAUACAAAUUUGUGGAAGAUACACCUAUGGAAAGCCUGUCCUUGGGUCCAUCAAGGUGGUAGUUUGUAGAGAGGGCCAGGGCCAUUUUGUACGGCGUUAUCCUGUCCCGCAAGAAGACAUCUGUGUGACAUCACAACUGCAGACGGACAGAACGGGCUGUGCAGCGCACUUCAUUAGGGUAUCAGAAUUUGGCCCAAGAGAUAAAAUGUACCGGGACAUGUUUGAGGUGACGGCUGAAAUGGAGGAGUAUGGCACUGGGGUGAUCAUUCAAGCCAGUGGCCAAACGCCCUUCUCUGUUAAUGUCAGAGAACUCACAUUUGAGAAUGUUGCAGAUAAUACUGCCUAUAAGCCAGGGAUCCCAUUCGAGGGCAAGGUCAAGCUGACUGGAAUAGACAGGAAGGCGGUGGGGGACGAGGUGGUAUAUCUAUACGUGGACGUCAAUGCAGCGUCGUACAACCUCACGCUUCUGACCCAAGACAACGGCAUGGCUUCUUUCUCCCUGGACACCUCCCUGUGGAAGAACAGCGUGGUUCUUACGGCAAGCUCUAGACCCAAGGAAGAACAGCAGUCAUUUGUGCGUGGGGAAGCCCUGCCUGCACACCCCUCGGCAGUACUGACCAUGAGGCCGUUCUACUCUAAGAGCAAGAGCUUCGUGAAGAUCUCAGCCAACGGCCACAAGAGCCUCUGUGAGGGGCAGUCCCAGGUGGGCGCCCAGUACAUCAUCCAGGGCGAGGAGCUUAGGCCGGGGCAGGAGGAACUGCCCUUCUACUACACCGUGAUGUCCAAGGGUGCAAUAAUGAGGUACGGCCAUCUUCCAGUUGCUGUAAAAGAAGGAAUCGUCAACAAAGGAGUGCUAUCCAUCCCCCUGCUUGGAAAAGCUGCCCUCAGCCCAUAUGCCCAAGUGGUGGUGUACACUUUGAUGCCAAGUGGGGAGGUGUUGGCGGAUAACAAGGACUUCCCAGUGGACCAGUGCUUCGAGAAUAGGGUGAAGCUGGAGUUCUCAGCAGAUCGAGAGCUGCCUGGAGGAGAGACCUCGUUUCGCCUGGAGAGCCAGCCAGGAUCCUUGUGCUCCGUCAGGGCGGUGGACCAGAGCGUCCUUCUGCUGCAGCCGGAUCAGGAGCUCAGCGCUUCUUAUGUGUUCAACAAGCUGCCUGUGCAGAAGCUGAGUGGCUUCAGCUACCGAGUGGAGGACCGUGAGCCGAAUCCCUGCUCACAGUUCGGGCAAGAGAUGGAGAGAUCCACCGCGAAGGACGACGUCUACAGUGUUUUUAAAGAAAUUGGAAUAAAACUUGUGACCAACUCUGAGGUGAAGAAACCAGCCACCUGUGUGCACCGUAUGUAUUAUAGGCAUAAAGUUCGUUAUUCCGACUCAUCGAGACACCGGGGAAAUCGGCAGAAAAUAGAAACUGUGAGAAGCUACUUCCCUGACACCUGGAUCUGGGAGCUGAUCGCUGUCGGAGACAGCGGGUCGGUGAGCGUGGUGAAGACGCUCCCUGACACUAUCACCAGCUGGCGGGCCCAGGCCUUCUGCACCUCCUCCUCCCUGGGCUUCGGCCUGUCCCGGGACACGGCGCUGGUGGCCUUCCAGCCCUUCUUCGUCAGCCUGACGCUGCCCUACUCGGUGGUCCGAGGGGAGGUGUUCACGCUCAGAGCCACCGUCUUCAACUACCUCCCUAGCUGCAUCAUGGUCAGGGUCCAGCUGAGCAACUCGUCCCACUUCUCCCUCAGAGAGUGUGCGGACUGCCAGUACACCAUGUGUGUGUGUGCAGAGGAGAGCAGGGUUUUCCAGUGGGAGGUCAGCCCCUCCUCCCUUGGGGAGGUGACCCUGGAGGUCCGGGCCGAGGCGCUGCACACGGAGCAGCUGUGUGGGAACGAGGUGGCGCCCCCGCCCACGGUGGGCCGGGUGGACACAGUGGUGCGCAAACUACUGGUGGAGGCAGAAGGCACCCCAGUGGCUGUUACCCACAAUGCACUCCUCUGUCCUGGAGCAGAGAAGCCAGCAGAGAAGAACAUCUCUCUCCUGCUGCCAGACCUGUUUGUGGCUGGUUCUGCCAGGGCCUCUUUCUCUGUGUUGGGGGACCUGAUGGGCCGGGCCAUGAAGAACCUGGACAAACUGCUGGCCAUGCCGUACGGCUGCGGGGAGCAGAACAUGAUCCUGUUCGCCCCAAACAUCUACAUCCUCAACUACCUGACCAGCACCGCACAGCUGACACACGCCAUCAAGGAGCGGGCCACGCGCUUCCUGGAGAGCGGCUACCAGAGAGAGCUCACCUACCGGCAUGACGAUGGCUCCUACAGUGCUUUUGGCAAGAGCGAUGCGUCUGGAAACACCUGGCUGACUGCCUUUGUGAUGAAGUCGUUUGGCGGCGCCAAGCCCUACAUCUUCAUCGACCCCAAACUAAUCGUGGACUCCAGAACCUGGCUGCUCAGCCACCGGCGGCAAGAUGGAUGCAUCACAUCAGUUGGAAAACUGUUUCACAACGGCAUGAAGGGCGGGGUGAGCGACGACGUGUCUCUGACCGCCUACAUCACGGCUGCACUGCUGGAGCUGGAUGCAGCAGACCCCAUGGUGUCGGGGUGCCUGCAGUGCCUGAGAGUGGCAGUAGCGGGAAAGCUGGAGAACAUGUACACCACAGCCCUCCUCUCCUACACCUUCACCCUGGCAGGGGACCAGCAGACCAGGGCCGCGCUCCUCACCGCUCUCCACCAGCGCUCCGUCACAGACGGGGGCACGCGCCACUGGAAGCGGGCGGAGGCCUCUGAGAAGGUUCUGGACUCCCUGGAGGUUGAGAUGACGGCCUACGUACUGCUUGCGGUUCUCUCCGGACCCCCGGUGCCGGGCUUCGACCUAGACUAUGCCUCCAGCAUCACACGCUGGCUCAUCCAACAGCAGAACCCCUACGGCGGCUUCGCCUCUACGCAGGACACGGUGGUGGCCCUCCAGGCCCUGGCCCGCUACGGCGCUGCCACCUACAGCUCGGAGGGUGCCUGCGUGGUGGGGCUGAGCUCGCUGGGCGGGGCCAGCUGGCAGUUCACCGUGGACCAGAGCACCCGGCUGCUGUACCAGGAGCAGGCGCUGGACCGCCUGCCCGGGGACUACCGCAUCACGGCCCAGGGGCAGGGCUGUGUCCAGGCACAGAUCGCCAUGCGUUACAACAUCCCCCCUCCUGGUGACUUCAGUUCCUUCCACAUCGCCGCAACAACGACCGCUGUGUGUAACAGCACCCGGCCCACACUGACCAUCAGAGUGGACCUCAGGUACCAAGGUAGGAGAGAGGAGACCAACAUGGUGAUCAUCAACCUCAAGCUCCUGUCAGGCUAUGGCCUUCAGCAGAGCACUCUGCAGGAGCUGAAGAGAGAGAGCAGUGUGAAGCGUGUGGACUUUGAAGAGGGCUACAUCAACAUCUACCUCGACGGCCUGAAGAAGGAGGUGUUGAGGAGCUACAGCGUGACCCUAGAGGAGGAGGAGGCCGUCAGGAACCUGAGGCCGGCCGUGGUGAAGGUGUACGACUACUACCAGACAAGUGACGAGGCAGUGGCAGACUACUCCUCCCCUUGUGCGGAGCGUGAUGAUGUGAAUGAUCUACUAUUGGAACGAUCGGAGCCACCAACAAGAAGCACAUCAAUCAAAUUAAAGCCGGACUAAUGGUUGUGCUACAUUGUUAAUUGUAGCCAGUGAAUUCUUUGAAUGACAUGAGAUUUAAUUCCAACAUAUACACUUUAAAAAAGAGGAAAUUGACUAAAUGACAUGCAUUCAAGAAAGCCAAUGUUUAUUCAAUUACAAUUCUGUCUUUUAAUCGAUAAAGAUAAUCCAUCGUUUCCAUUGGCGUGACAGUGAGCUAUGAAACAAGGUACCGUAAACACAAUAAUGGUCUAACAGUCGACUGGGAUUAAAUGGAUCCGAACGACGGAAACAAACCAAUAUUACAAAACAGCUUAGGUAGAAGCUGUUCAGCCUGUGCAGCCUUUGUCUGCACAGGCUGGGUGAUUACAGGUGAAUUGUGAUUGUGAUUUCAUGUAGUGUGCCUUGUUCUACAUUUUAUUCUCUUUCUAACAUAUUAUAUUAAUUCAUCACUACCAUAGUUUAAAUUUCGCCACAAUAAUAUCUUUAAAUGACAAAAUACAAAUAUCUGUUUCCCUCGUACAACACUGUUUGAUUUUCAAUGGAACCCAUCUUUUUUAGAAAGUUUGGAUCCAUUUUGGUUUAUAUAAAAUGUGUUUGUGUGUCCUCUGUUGGCUCCCUUUUUAAAUACAAACAAACAAGUAGAACAUGUAGAAAUUAAUUAUCCAACCCUUACAUACUAAACCUCUUAAUAAAAUACAUGUGAAAUGUA